UAUACGCAUUGCAUACAUUGUCCACAUGAAGCGUGUGAACAUCGCUGCGCUUUUACCCAUUCGUGUUCCGUCAUUUACGCAAAUUAACCUUCGUCAAUUAAAAUUGUCCGAAAUGUUUGUCAAAAGAUAAAUAAAAAAAUAGGCAAUCAUGACAGGAGAACAUAACUUGGUUUUACCAUUUUACUCUUCAAUAUUCUGCCAUUUUCCAAGAUAGAACCCUUCACCUUAAAAAUUAUCCAAGAUUUUGCAGAUACAUUUUGUAAUGAACGCAGAACAUAAAAUGUAUUAUACAAGACGCUACAAACAAACUUUCAACUUGCAGAUUCUAAUAAAAUGAACAAAGAUGCAAAUGAUAGCAGGGAAAUUUCUGUAACUAAUUAUUGUUCAUUGAGCUUUGUUUAAAAAUUAAACAAUCAUGGACCAAUACUUAACGACGUAUAAAAAGGACUUCAUCUGGCCUUCGACCAGGAUAAGACACGCGCAAUCUGUGCUUCGUGAGACAGACUCUUGUCUAUGUAACGACACGCGUUCUCGCGAGCUAAAAGUUAUUAAUCUCUGCGGAGAUGAACAGGAUUGGAGCAGAAUCGGUCCCAUGGGGCGUCUUUUAGACCCCAAAUUGUACCCCGCGAAAACUGGACCGUAUCCAGAAACUGAAGCGACGAAAUUCGAUCAACCGGACGCGUAUAUGAGAAAGUUGGAAGAAAAACACCCUAAUCUCUAUGGAAUUCUACAGAGUACACCUAUGGAAGAGAUAAUCAAACGCGUGGACGACGAUCGAUUGAGGACUACUUACCAGAUGGACUUUUCGGAGACGGCUGCCAGAUACGUGGAUGAAUCACCUGCGAAACAGUGUGUUUCUGUUGAACGACCUGAUAAACUGGACUGUCAACCAUCAACCCGAGAUCGACUGAAACGUGGACACAGCAAAGAUCAAAGCGACAGAAAGAAAAAAUCUAGAAGAAAAGAUGACGAGGAUUCGCAAGAAACGCGAUUACCUCCUUGGCGAUCGGAAUAUCAGGAUGGCAUCAGUAAAGUAGGUGACGCCAUCAUGAAAGCGAGAAUCCAUCACAGAAAACAAAUGGGACCAAGCUGGGCGAUGUCCGUUUUAUAAAGAAAUUUUGUCAAUUUUCUGUAUCGAAUAAAAUUCUCUUAACCCUUAGCAGUCACACUUCAUCAAACUGGGACGUUUAAGAGCCACUAAAAAUGUUUCUUACAAAGCUACUCAAUAUUUUCACUUGAAAAAAAUUA
Molecule: messenger RNA, 1248 nt
Organism: Megachile rotundata (alfalfa leafcutting bee)
Lineage: Eukaryota; Metazoa; Arthropoda; Insecta; Hymenoptera; Megachilidae
Source: RefSeq, a predicted model, not a curated record